Molecule: messenger RNA, 1754 nt
Organism: Aspergillus versicolor CBS 583.65
Lineage: Eukaryota; Fungi; Ascomycota; Eurotiomycetes; Eurotiales; Aspergillaceae
Product: sugar porter family MFS transporter
Exons: 8
Coding region: 68-1660 (530 amino acids)
Biological process (GO): transmembrane transport; carbohydrate transport
Cellular component (GO): membrane
Molecular function (GO): carbohydrate:proton symporter activity
Source: RefSeq, a predicted model, not a curated record
AAGCGAUUGUUUACUCUUGUUCUCUCUAUUUAACUUCUAAUAUCCAUACAAUUAGUUGCUAUUGACCAUGACAGUUGCACGGGAGAAGAAAAAGCCCUUCUUUGGGUUGACGGGGGGAUGGCUUACGUUUUGGGUCACGGUUGCGUGCGCGACUGACAUGACCCUAUUCGGCUACGAUCAAGGUGUUUUCAGCGGCGUCGUUAUAACGCAGGACUUCCUCGAGCUCCACGAUCUUGUCGGGCCUACGAAAACCAAGACGCUGUCUACCGUUACCGCCAUCUACGAUGUGGGCUGCUUCCUAGGCGCGAUCCUGGCUUUCACGGUUGGUGAGCGCUUGGGUCGGAGGAAGGCUCUGUUGGUGGGAUCGACUAUUAUGGCUGUUGGCGCGAUUCUGCAGACGACGUCGUUUAGUCUGGCGCAGAUGUUUGUCGGUCGUAUCGUAUCUGGUAUAGGAAAUGGAGUAAACACCGCAACGGCUCCUAUAUGGCAAACAGAAACGUCUCAGUUAAAAUGGCGCGGCAAACUGGUCAUGCUCGAGAUGAUGAUGAACAUCGCCGGGUAUGCUUUCGUUAAUUGGAUUAACUACGGUCUCUCCUUUGCUGGCGGUGCAGUCGCCUGGCGAUUCCCAUUAGCGCUGCAGCUGAUGUUCAUUGCAAUCCUAUGGAGCACGACGCCGUGGCUCCCUGAAUCUCCUCGAUGGCUCCUCGCGCACGGAAGAGAAGAAGAAGCAAUAGAAGUCCUCAGCUGUCUAGAGGCAAAAGAGCCAACCGACCCGUUCGUCAUAACGCAAAGGAACGAAAUCGAAUUCGCAAUCCAGUACGAGCGCGAGAAUGCAGUGCCAUGGCGCGACUUGCUGAAAAGCCGCCCGAAUGACACGAACAGUCUUCGUCGACUCCUCCUAGGCGCAGGCAGCCAGUUCAUGCAGCAGUUCGGGGGCAUCAAUAUCAUGUCUUACUACCUGCCAACUGUGUUAACAAAGUCGGUGGGGUUAGGCGAGGAGACGGCAAGACUAUUGACAGCGUGCAAUGCCAUUUCUUAUUUCGUAUUCUCAGGAAUGGCAGCCCUGCUUGUUGAACGGAUGGGCCGACGGGGAUUGAUGCUUCUGUCGACCUUUGGCCAGUUUAUCUGUUUCCUGGUUAUUACUAUUCUAUUGCGGUAUGCGGAUGUCUCUAGUAACGGGCAGGCAUUUGGAUCUGCGUCCGUGGCUUUUAUAUUCCUCUUCCAUGCGAGCUUUGGGAUUGGCAUGCUCGGUGUUCCGUGGCUUUAUCCGACUGAGAUUAAUUCCCUGCCGAUGAGGACGAAGGGUGCGGCCGUGGCGACUGCUACUGACUGGAUCACGAACUUUGUUAUCGUGGAGAUCACUCCAAUCGGCAUACAGAAUAUUGGAUGGAAGUUUUGGAUUGUUUGGACCGUAACAAAUCUGGCUUUCUUGCCCGUGUUGUACUUUGUCUAUCCAGAGACAGCAAAUCGAAGCCUUGAAGAUAUCGAUGCUUAUUAUCGUGAUGAUCCGUCGCUUAUUGUCAUCGGUGACCCGGACGCCAUCUGCAAGAGACGGCCACAGAAGUAUAUCGAUCGUGAAGAUGCGGAGAUGGAGCGGACUGCGGCUGGCAAGGGUAUUACCGGAGCGUCUGAGCAUGUUGAGGUUACUGGAUUUGCUUAACGGUAAUUGAGGAUCAAUUGAUCAGACAGCGCCUGAUUGCAAUAUACCGAUGAAGCUAUGAAUGUCGUGAAUAAAUAGAUGGGACUCUACAGGA